Penicillium riverlandense is the source of this 2925-nucleotide messenger RNA. RefSeq lists its product as uncharacterized. Bases 1 to 2925 code for a protein of 974 amino acids. The record is from RefSeq and is a predicted model, not a curated record. Gene Ontology annotation, biological process: peptidyl-serine phosphorylation; intracellular signal transduction. NCBI's taxonomy places the organism in Eukaryota, Fungi, Ascomycota, Eurotiomycetes, Eurotiales, Aspergillaceae. The transcript is spliced from 4 exons. Gene Ontology annotation, molecular function: protein serine/threonine kinase activity; ATP binding.
AUGACAGCCUCAGAUGAGCAGAAAGAUAAAAGCACCCGAAGGCUGUUUGCCAUUCUGAGAUCAAAUCGAUUCACCGUCACCAAAGUUGACACUUCGCCAACGGAGUCAGCAGCUUCAGAGAGCCCAGCGACGGACUCCCCCAUCUCGGUUCACGAAGCUACCAAGCAUGGACUGAGAGUCCGACUGACUCGGAGUGGCUCCAAGCUCUUAUUCUUAUUCGGACUGCGAGACUCUUUCACAAGCACCAAGACAUCGAGCACAGAACCUGGAUCACCGACGACGCCUCAAAGCACGAAUGAAGUCUCGGUGUCAUCACCAAAUGAUACGGAAAGGGAUGGCUUGGCUGACACUUCUUCUGCACAAAGCCAUUCACUGGCUUCCUCAUCUUCUCCCAUUCUCGCGCCUAAUGUGGUUGAUCCUGCGCCGGGAUUACCGCCUGCCGCCGGCAACAAACCGGGAACUGAAGCCUCCCAACCCCCUGAGAGGACUGGUGUGCAGCAGGAAAUUGCUACCGACGAUGGUAACCGCAUCAUUCUGAGAGAGCCUCCAAAUACGACCAGCUCGAAGCUCGAUCGACUCUCGCAGAAGAUCUCCUCGUCGUUUAACCACCCAACGGUGAUCCGCCGUGGCAAUCUGCGAAAUCGACCCAGUGUUCUUGUCCUCGACUUUGCUGCUCCCAAUUUGUGCAAGCAGGGUGACGCCGCGAAUGAUAUAUCGAAUCCGUCCACCACCCCGAGCAGCAAUGGCUCUCCUCUCAGCGGCCAGUCCACGUCUCCAACUUCUGGAGAGCCGUCUCCUUCGCCGGAAAGAUCUAAGCCGUUCAGUGAACAAGGCCCUAGACCGACGGACUGGGGCUCUUUGUCAAGUCGCAACGUGGAUGUGAAGUUGGCGCCUGCUACUAUCACGCCGCCGAACACCUCCCCGUCUGUCUGGACUGCGGAAGCGACUGCAGCAGCAAAGAUAUUUUUCGAGGUCCAUUUCGAUUCGCUUCUUGCGAACGUGAACGCUCGCUCUCAGCGUCAGCAAGAACUGGAGGACCACAUCUAUACGAACCAGCUCACGUUCGAGGAGCAGAUGGUGGCAAGGCACAAUUGGGUCAUGCAGGAGAAUGAGCAUCUUCGUCGGUGCCGUGCUCUCAAAAGCACGCUUUGCUGUCCCCAAAGCGCAAAUACUGUCUCGAAGGCUGGAUACGUGGCGAUCAAGGUCCUCGGCAAGGGAAGCUUUGGUGUGGUGCGUUUGAUUAGGGAGAAAGACAGUCCAAACACACCAUCUGAGGAUGGAGAGUUGCUGCUCACGAAUGACAACAGUGCCAGCGUGAGAAAUAGGCAUAUGGGCAUGUUGCGACCCGCGCUGGGUGGCUCUAAGCGCAGCCGGCGCCGGUAUAUGACCGGGGAGCGGAAGGUGGUGUAUGCGAUGAAGGUCAUUCGGAAGUCGGAGAUGAUCCGCAACUGUCAAGAGGGACACGUUCGUGCAGAGAGAGACUUUAUGGUGACUUCUGCAAAGUCUCGCUGGAUCGUUCCCCUGAUCGCCAGUUUCCAGGAUGCCAACAAUCUGUAUCUUGUCAUGGAUUUCAUGGUGGGCGGCGACUUCUUAGGGCUGUUGAUCCGUCAUGAUAUCCUCAAUGAGGACUGCACACGGUGGUAUGUUGCUGAAAUGAUCAUGUGUAUCGAGGAGGCGCAUAAACUUGGUUGGAUUCACCGCGAUAUCAAGCCCGACAAUUUUCUCAUCUCGCCUUCGGGACACUUGAAGAUUUCCGACUUCGGACUAGCCUUCAAUGGACAUUGGUCGCACGAUCAAGUAUACUAUGCCGUCCAGCGCUAUUCACUUCUGGACAAACUCGGCAUUCGGAUCGAGGGCGAUGACGAAGAUCAAAAGGAGUCUGCUAAAGUGAAAGAAUCAUCCCCUUCCAACACCAAUAAACCGGGUCUCAAACAUGGCCGGGCGCUGACUGCCGGUCUACCGGACUUGCAAGAUAUCAAGGAUAAAAGACGACUUGCGAAGAGUGUUGUAGGGACCAGUCAGUACAUGGCGCCUGAAGUCAUCCGGGGCGAGGUAUACGACGGGCGCUGUGACUGGUGGAGUGUGGGCAUCAUAUUGUAUGAGUGCCUCUACGGCUUUACUCCUUUUGCCUGCGAAAGCCGUCAUGACACCAAGAUCAAGAUCCUCCACCAUGUCCGAACCUUGAACUUCCCAAGAGAGAGACCACACGAAAGACUGGUAUCUCAGGAAGCCAUUGAUGUCAUGUGCCAGAUACUGCAAGAGCGCGAGUUCCGCCUGUGCUCUCGAAGAUACCAUGCCAACGACUUUCUGGAUUCCCGAGCAGUCCCAGUGCAUUACCUCUACUCCACGGACCUUCAAUACCGAAGCAAUAAGCGGAGCUACGUUUACCCCAACGACGCAGGCCCUAUCAAGACCCAUCCGUUUUUCAGAGGCAUCCCGUGGGAAGAGAUCCAUCGUCUGCGGCCGCCGAUGGUCCCCAAAGUGAGAAAUUGGGAAGAUACCCGGUACUUUGACGACUGGAAAUCCGUCGUCGGUGGACUUGACGAUCUUUCGGACACAAGCAAGGCAAAUAACGCUGCAAAACAUGCUACUCCAGUGUCUCAAGAACCCAGCUCGACAACAACCUCCCUAGAAGCUCACGCAUCGGAGGAGGAGGAUGCCGCGGAAGAAGAUGCCGCGGAGCAACAACAACUAGCAGUUCGCAAAAUGAAAGACGAUGAGAAAAAGAAGAAGGAAAAGAAACGGGCCCGCGAUGUGAUGCUUCGCGAUAAGGAGAUCGGGAAGACAGUCUUGGAAAUGCGAAAGAAGAGCGCGUUUCUGGGAUAUACUUAUCACAGACCCAGAGCCCCGGCUGUUGCGUUCAGCACUGAGCGCGGACGUCAGCCGCUGAACAGAGGGCAGUUGGCCGAUCUGUAUGCGUCGUGA